Penicillium verhagenii is the source of this 1032-nucleotide messenger RNA. RefSeq names its product phytanoyl-CoA dioxygenase family protein. Bases 1 to 1032 code for a protein of 343 amino acids. The record is from RefSeq and is a predicted model, not a curated record. The transcript is spliced from 3 exons. Lineage: Eukaryota; Fungi; Ascomycota; Eurotiomycetes; Eurotiales; Aspergillaceae.
AUGUCUAGCACCAUAGAGACUAAGCCGAAAACAGUCGCAGCUCGCUUCGAAACCAAAGACUUGGUUACAUUUGACAAAGACCAAGUCUAUGGCGACUGGCGCGAUGAGUUCCACAAGAAUGGCUGCGUGGUGAUCAAGAAUGUCAUCACUCCUGAACGGGCCCAGUACUACUGUGACAAGCAAAUUCAGUGGUUGAAAAACUUCGAGCUUGGUUUCGAUGAAAAGGAUCCCAGCACAUGGACGGUCGAUCAUCUGCCAAUCAGUUUCAAGGGUGGGAUGUACUUCUCGUAUGGUUCGACCCACGAGAAGAUUGCUUGGGAGGCUCGUACAGAGCCUAAGGUCGUUGAGACCUUUGAGAAGCUGUGGGGCACCAAGGAGUUGAUCUCUUCUUUCGACGGGAUGAACAUUUCAUUGCCAAAUCGCAAAGAUCUAAACUGGAGUCCUUGGCCUCACUGUGACCAAAAUCCAGAGCGAAAGGGCAUGCAAGCCGUCCAGGGUCUUCUCAACUACGCCCCUAACGGCCCCAAAGAUGGCGGUCUCAUGCUAAUGAAAGGGUCUGCCAACCAGUUCAACGAGUUCUUCGAGCACAAGCGCGAAUCUGCAGAUCACGAAGAUGCCCCACCUCCUGAAAUCCAAUACAUGGAUCUGUUCCUUUUCAGCGAGAAGGAUAUCAAGUGGUUUGAGGAGCGAGGCUGCGAGCUGGUCAAAAUUAACAUGGAGCCUGGCGACUUUGUUCUCUGGGACUCCCGGACCAUGCACUACGCACGCCUGCCUGAGGGCGACCAGAUUAGACAUGUGCAAUACAUCUGUAUGACCCCGAGAAAGUUCGCCGAUGAAGAGGCUUUGGAAGCAAAGAAGAAAUGCUUCGAGACAUUCACUGGGACUACGCAUUGGCCGCAUUGCAACAUCCGUCCUGCAGAGGAAAAGCCCAUGCGGGAUGGAGAAGUUUGUCCCAAAUACCGGACGGAGCCGUUCGAGAAGCCUACCAUUACUGAACAGGUGCUUCGGUUAGCCGGUGUGAAGUCUUACUGA